AUGCUCCGCGACGAGCUCCUACGAUCUAAAAAUGAUGAGAUCGCAAACUGUUUGUCGCGCAGAAAGCGCAAGCUCAGCGCACUGUAUCUAGCCACGGUCGGGUUUGGCGCGACCGAGGACGCCCAUUACCACCAAAAAGAACAGGCCUUCCUCGACGCCAACGAUCUCUCCGAAGGUCGUUACUUUAAUGAUGCUACUCUUCCGCCGCCAUCCCACGCGCGCCCGCGUUCACCAAAUAGAAAUGUGGUUCCCCCGACAACAGCGGCCAUCAUUGAUGCCAAAUCUGUUGCUAAUACCACUUCAUCCUUGCCCGUUGUCGAUGGCGGCGCUCCGCAUGCCACCGAACCCGCACAGCGCGGAGUACCUGUUCUAGACCAACCCGGGAUUGCGAUACCUAAUCUCUCGCCUACCCCUGUAGAUGUGACCGGAUUACAUCGACCAUCUGUACCAGCUAUCAUCUCUAAGCCACCACGAGAUCCUGACGUCGUGCCGACCGCCGCGCAGUUGCCUGAUGCACCCUGCGCGGAUCAGAAAGACAGUGUGCCGCUGCCAGGAACGCCGCUCAGUGCCCACGGUCACGACAAAAGUCUGGCAAAGACCUCCCCUCGUUUGUCUAAGGCAGGCGCGACUGGAGUUCCAUCACUCGAAAUACCUUCCGAUGCCCUUCAUCGAAGGAAGCAUGAGCCACAGCCAUCUCUUGUGCCAAGGCCUUCACGCAUCGAACAACCACUAUCACCUGCUUCUUCCAUUGAACCAUACAAUAAUAAUACACCUGUUCCAACUGCCACAUCACCUGACACAAGCCCAGCUGAAGAAGUGACCGAGCAUGUUCGAACAAUCGAUCGCCCAAAACACAAGCAUGACCGAGCUGGCCAUGCUCGGUUGAGCAUGGUUCCCUCAACACCAGAUGAGCAAUUGCGCCUUGAAGAAGCUCAAUCCAAAGUCGACAGGCCCUCCAACGGAGUGGCUACCGAUCUAUCAUCAUCGAAAGAGGUGAUCCGGGAAAGCGUGGAUACCAAGGUCGACAUAGAUCGAAUGGAUAUCGAUCAGGAGCCUGCGCCUGUGCCUGUGCCUUCUGAAGCAAAAGCAACCCAAGAACCCGAGAGGAUCAUUAAAGAAUCGUUAUCGCCGUCUGCACAGGUUGAGAGUAUUGCAGAGUCGACGAUUGAAACUCCCACGACUAAAAAGUUCGUGUCCAUCCCGCCUACCCAACCUGGCUUAUCGCAACCGGAACGUAUGACCACUCGGGUAUCGUCAGGAGCUAUCCGUCAUAAAUCUGUUUCUGAGAUACUCGGAGAGACCCCUAAGAGUGUCUCUCACGACAGAAGCCACCCGGGCACCCCCUCUGAUCAGGGCUCUCCCGAUUCUGUUGCGAGAAUGCGUUUCAAAGAUAGAAAGGAACGGGAAAAGGAGAGAAGCCGACUUUCAACUGUUGUGUUUCCUAAGCAGCCACCUUCGCAACAGGAGAAGGCCGACGCUAUGGAUUUGGCACACAGAGACAUGGAUGCGGUGGCCAAGCUGAAUGAGGAGCAAGACUAUCUUUUCACGCUGUUUUUGAAUCGAGCGUACGCUCCUCCCCGAGGCACUAAUCUUAAUACUCUUUUGGCAUCUGCGCACAAGACUUUGAGUACUAGCAACCAUAUGCUUGAAUAUCAAGAACAGAUGGAUUGCCGAACUCUUCGACGCAUUUAUGCUCUUCAGAACGCCAAUAGAUGGCCGUUGCGACAAUUAAAACGCUCUGUCGAACCUCCUCGCCAGGGAGCACACUGGGAUGUUUUAUUAGAUCAUAUGAAGUGGAUGCGAACAGAUUUCAGGGAGGAAAGAAAGUGGAAGAUUGCCGCUGCCAAGAGCUGUGCCGAUUGGUGCGCAGAAUAUGUCAACAGCGACGAAGAACAUCGGUCCCUACUUCGUGUCCAAACAAAGAUUUCUACUCCAAACUCAAUAGAAAAGGACUGUUCCAAGGCGGCGCUUAGCCCACCUUCUGAGGACAAUGGGGAUGAAGUGUUUGGUGUAUCUCACCCGACCCCGGAUCUUAUUCCAUCCGCCGAGGAAGAAUCCGUUAGUGAUAUGUUCAACGAUGAACCUCGGCACGACAUUCACGACACUGUUGCCCCUGCUGCUAUCUUCUCACUGGGCUCCGAUGAGUUCAACUUCUCAAUCGACAUGACUCCUGCUGCCGAAAAGCUGCUAGAUGAACUACCAAUCUAUGGACCUCUGCAGAUCGCCACUGGGACGAAUCUACCUGCUUUCAAAGCUUCCCCUGACUCAGUUUGGAAGACAGAACUUCUGCCGGUAUCCAAAUUUGCGUCUGCCAAAAUUAGCUUCCAUGAUGACGACCGUCCCUGCAAACGGAGCAGAUAUGACUACUCUCAAUAUCGUAAUGAUUCGGAUAAUAACAUCAUUGAGUUGGCGCCUGAACAGACCAACGUUGCGCUCUUUCGACCAGAGAAUAAACCCAUUCGCGAUCGAAUUCACCCUGGUCAUCAAUUCCGGCCUCCGACUGAACAUCCUAUGCCAUCUGUUGGUUUCUUCGAAUCGCGUUCGUCCUCGCAGUGGACUUACGGUGAGGAUGAUGAACUUAGACGCUUGGUCAAGGAGUAUUCCUACAACUGGUCCCUAAUUUCCAGCUGUCUUACGCCCUCAUCACUCUUCACCUCUGGUGCCGAAAGACGGACACCUUGGGAAUGUUUCGAGCGAUGGGUAGGACUUGAGGGUCUUCCUGCCGAUAUGUCCAAGACUCAAUACUUCCGAGCUUACCACCAGAGACUUGAGACUGCCCAACGUACUGUUUUGGCCCAACAGCAGGCUGCUCAGCAACAGCAGCAGCAACAGCAGCAACAACAAGGUGGCAACGCCCAGCCUCAGCCACCUGUUCGUCGUAGGACAACCCAGCCUCUCCGGGUUGAUCGGAGACGAUCUUCGAAGCACCUUGCUUUGCUCGACGCAAUGCGAAAGCUGGCCAAGAAGCGGGAAACUAUGCUUCAAAAACAGCAACAUGCUUCUCAUCUUGCUUCAUUGCGAAAGGCAAAUGAGGCUAACCAACCCAAGCCUCCAAUCUCGUCUCCGGCUGAGUUCAGCCGGCUGAAAUAUGACAGAGAGAUGAAGCUGCAGGAAAGACAAGAACAGUACCGCCAGCAAAUGAUUGCCCAGCAAAGAGCUAGUCUCGCAGCUCAGCGUUCCGGACAGGCGCCUAACCAACAGCAAAUGAUGAAUGCGCCAGGACGUAACAACAACAUGCCUCCUACCUCCAAUCCCAGUCUGCCAGGUGGAGCUCCAAACGGGAUACCCAAUGGCAUGGCUCCUACUGCUGGUGCUAACCAAGGCCGUCCCCUUCCGAUGCAGAACAUGCCUAAUGGCGCGCAGCCUAAUGGCCAGCUGCCUAAUGGUAUGGCUAUGAAGAUGAUGCCACAGACUCAAAUGCAGCCAACACCAGGCGCACGGCCAGGUCUGGCAAUGCAAGCUUCCCCCGACAACACUCGGGUCAUCCGAGAAGCCAAUCGUUUGCAGGAGCAGCAGCGUCUUCUGCAGUCUCGGCAACAGCAGCACCCCCAGCAAGGCCAGCAGCAAUUCCACAACCAACAGUUUGGGUCGCAGGGAUCGCCAAAUUUGAACUUGUCGAAUGUCACCGGCACUCCUAACAACCCUGCCAUGAUAGCCGCUCUCCAGAAUCAAGGGGGAAUGCAAAGCCCAUCGUUUCACGCUGGAACACCGCAAGGCGUUUCAACCCCGUCGCCUCGUAUGGGCCAGCCCAACCCUCUUUCGAGCGGUGUUGUUCCCCAAAUCAGCACUCUUCAAAGUCAAAUCCAGCGUACCAAUCCGAACAUGCCCCCUGAGCAAGUGACCAAGCUGGCUACGGAUCGACUCAACCAAUAUCAGCAACAGCAACAGCAACGGUUGUCCCAACAAGCAGCGAUGAAUGCUGCUGCUGGUAGCAUCAACGCAAAUACCGUUCAAGCCGGCUACCAAGUUCCCCACGAGCCAAGCUACCAGCCUCCGAACGGUGGUUCUGCGAUGCAGGUACCUCAAAACCAAGGGUUUUCCCCAAUGAUGCGGGUCCCCCAACCUGGUCAGCAAAACCGCGUUGGCCCAACUAGCUCGCCCGCCAUAAAUGGUGCUGUACCCCAGCCCAGUCGCAGCGCCACUCCCCAAACUCAGCGCAGCGGCAGUGCCCAAGCUGGCCCCGUUCAAGGGUCCACCAAGAGCCCGCAUGCUCCGGCAGCCCAGACCGCAACUAGCUAA
This is a messenger RNA of Penicillium paradoxum, 4239 nucleotides long. It is a transcript of the gene eaf1, whose product is annotated as MYB and HSA domain protein. The transcript is spliced from 5 exons. The record is from RefSeq and is a predicted model, not a curated record. NCBI's taxonomy places the organism in Eukaryota, Fungi, Ascomycota, Eurotiomycetes, Eurotiales, Aspergillaceae. Bases 1 to 4239 code for a protein of 1412 amino acids.